AGGAUGGAGGUAGAAGAAGUAUUGAGGAGAAUAGGAUUUGGAGGAGCUCAGAAGAGGCUGUAUAUACUUAUUCAAACAAUUCAUUAUGCUUCAGUGUCUCACUUUAUUGCCCUUAGUUUCAUUGGAUUUGAACCUCAGUGGACUUGUGGGGAUAAAACUGAACUGGAUGCCAAAUGCUUGGAGUAUGCUCGUGGUGACUGUAAGCCUCAUUAUCUGGAAGAUGUCAGCACUAUUAUUUCAGAGUGGAACCUACUUUGCGACAAGUCCUCACUGGCCAAGCUCUCCCAAUCAAUAUUCUUCAGUGGAGCUAUGUUGGGUGCAUGGCUCUGGGGAACACUUGCCGAUCGAAUAGGUCGCAGAAAAAUAUAUUUCACCACAGUUGUUCUUACCGCUGCUAUGGGACUUGGGUACAGUGUUGCUCCAAACUAUUACAUAUUUGUCGUAUUUAGAUUUCUUGUGGCAUUGAGUGUUACUGGAUUGAUUCUCUCAAGUUAUGUACUCUCGAUAGAGCUCACUGGGACUCAAGGAAGAACAAAGAUUGUUAUGUUAAGUAAUGCUUUUUACUCUCUGUGCCACCCACUACUUGCUACACAAGCUUACUUGAUAACUGACUGGAGAUUGUUUAGCAGUGUAAGCAGUCUGAGUGGACUCCUAGUUCUUUUAUUGUGGAGAGUCAUCCCUGAGUCUCCGAGAUGGUUGCUGGUAAAUGGACAACAAGAGGAGGCUAGAGCAGUGCUGGCAAGACUGGCCUCAGAUAAUGGAGUCGAGAUGCCUGCAGGAGAGCUCAAGAAACCAACUGACCCAACUUCAGCAGAGCCUGUCUCUGUGCUGGAUUUGUUCAGAGGAAAGGUUAUUCGCCGAAGAACCGUGAUCCUGUUUGUAACAUGGUUUGCAAACUGUUUAGUAUACUAUGCUCUAACGAUGAGUGCAGGAGAGUUGGGUGGCAAUCGAUAUGUAAAUAUUGCCCUCGCAGGGCUGGUUGAGAUCCCUUCAUACAUUGCCGGAUACUUUUUGCUUGACAGUAUUGGUCGCAAGAGGUUACAUGGAGUGUUUCUGACCAGUGGAGGGAUAGCUUGUCUUGCUGUUGCUUGUAUGCAGUGGUUUGGAUAUGACAACCGUCUAAUAAUGACGUCAGUAGCCUUGUUUGGUAAACUGGCAGUGUCAGGCUCCUUUGUUUGUAUCUACAUGUACUCAGCUGAACUAUUCCCCACCCAAGUCAGAAACAUUGGGGCUGGAGUUGCAACAAUCGGAGCACGACUGGGAGGAUUUUUUGCUCCUAUUGUUUUACUGCUGGUCGGCUAUGGCGUGGGUCUUCCUAUGCUGGUUCUGGGAUCUGUUGGUACCCUGACCGGCUUGCUAAGCUUCACUCUACCAGAGACGCUAGGUCAACCAAUGCCAGAGACACUGAGAGAACUGGAAUGUCAAAAGUUUUAGUUUUUCAAUAAUUUUAAUACAUCAAUCAUAAUUAUAAUUAUAAUUAUAAUGGUCUAUGGAGUUGAAUGGAUUGUCCUACAGUCAAUGUUGGUAUUCUUUCAUUUUUCGUGCUAUGACAUUGCAUAGCACUCCUGUG
Molecule: messenger RNA, 1570 nt
Organism: Halichondria panicea
Lineage: Eukaryota; Metazoa; Porifera; Demospongiae; Suberitida; Halichondriidae
Product: solute carrier family 22 member 15-like
Exons: 7
Coding region: 4-1434 (476 amino acids)
Biological process (GO): transmembrane transport
Cellular component (GO): membrane
Molecular function (GO): transmembrane transporter activity
Source: RefSeq, a predicted model, not a curated record